GUUUGAUGCUAGCCACUCAUCCGCCGCUUCUUCGAUUCUCACUGCCAGUGGCAGGAGGCUCUGAGUGCAUUCAUUGAAUAUUUAGUUCUGAGUCCAGCUCAUACACAUACACUAUAUUUUCACCCAGCACCGCUCCAGGCAACUUUACCUCACGACAUCAUCUAGGUGACAGUGAACGUGCAUACGCCAAUCUCACUGAUGCGGCCAGAUAUCGUCCAGUUGAUAGCAAACUUAGUUACUGCGGCGAACAGUUUACGGAGUUCUCAACAACUUCGUCCGCUUCCCAUCUUCUCUGCAAUACCUACAACGAAUGUGAUGCCAUCAUCUAGCACCAUAUAACCACCUGCCACGCUCGGCGUUUCUUCAUCCUGUAUAUUUAUUUGACCUUAAAAUAGUCUCAUCGUGAAGCGAACAUCAAAAUAUGGCGAUACUUACGGUCAGAUGGGCUCAGAGCGCUACGCCCUGUACUGCCAUGCUUGUACUAGACACCGCAUUGCCAUGUCAGAACAACUUGAAGACAACAUUGUUGGUCUCCAAUGGAACGACAGUAUAUCCGUAGCGCUCUUCACAGUGAUGUUCUACGAGUACCUUCUUCUUUUUGACAAAGAGCUUAAGUAUGUCUGGAACAGACCGUGGUCACUAAUGUCAUGCCUGUACCUUGUUGUUCGAUAUCUUGGUCUUUUCCUUUCAAUAACUUGGGGCUGCUGGGGAGGAAUGUUUUAUAUAGCUGAAUCAGUGAGCUACGACAUUCUUGUUGUACUGGAAUGGGGUGCGUCUGUGUAUUUUUGCUUUGCGGAAGCCAUUCUCAUCUGGCGUCUUUACGCACUAUGCAACCAAUCGAAAUUCCUACUUUAUGUUUAUGUUGCAAUAGGGUCGUUCUUGCCUAUCGUCGCCCUUUUGAUAGGCACGGAUAUCUAUCUUUAUAGUCGACCUCACGCGUUCUCAGUCAAAGAAUUGAUUACUCCGAACGCCAAGUACUGCACCUUUUCCUUCAACAUUGGGCCUAUGACUGCGAUCUAUUUGUCCAUCCCCAUUGUGUGCUAUGAUGUCCUCCUAGUUGCUCUCGCGGCUGCCACCCUCGUAAGACACUUCAAGGAACAAAGGGGAUACAACAUGAGGCCUAAUACCUAUAUGGUAAUGAUUGUCCGAUAUCAUAUCAUGUACUUUGUUCUGAAUUUGACAAACCAAAUCUUAAUGGUGAUAUUAUGGGCUCACAUUCCAAUCUCGGGGAUGAAUCUCUCAGAGCUUUUCAGUGAUACGAUGCCAUUUAUUCUCGCUCCCCGUCUUAUCAUCAGCAUUUGGGACACGCAUGCCCAGGACGACUGCUUGCAUGUCAGUACAACGUUCGAGGAUUGUUUAUGUUUGACUUCGCCGCCGAGGUUCGAGCAGCACGAGCUGAUCUCUGACAUCCAAUUAACCCGGCAUACUGGGGUGUCUUGCGAGAGUGUACACCACGAGCAAUGUUGAAAAUAUAGGGGGUGACCCCAUUUGCUGCUGCGGGAGUUCAGCAGUGGAGGUUCGGGCUUUCGGCCGGUAUCGUCAGAUGCCUUCCGCGUCUAUUCAAGCGAAGUUGCUGCACGAGUUGAUCUUGUGUGGUUGGUCCGUACAUGAUGAGCGUGAUCCAUCUGUGUCCAUCCUUUCUUGAUUAUCUUGUCUAGUGGUUCAUACGUA
This is a messenger RNA of Suillus discolor, 1671 nucleotides long. RefSeq lists its product as uncharacterized. The record is from RefSeq and is a predicted model, not a curated record. The transcript is spliced from 16 exons. Bases 442 to 1467 code for a protein of 341 amino acids. NCBI's taxonomy places the organism in Eukaryota, Fungi, Basidiomycota, Agaricomycetes, Boletales, Suillaceae.